Molecule: messenger RNA, 5993 nt
Organism: Chrysemys picta bellii (western painted turtle)
Lineage: Eukaryota; Metazoa; Chordata; Testudines; Emydidae
Gene: CNOT12
Product: tankyrase 1 binding protein 1
Biological process (GO): cellular response to ionizing radiation; double-strand break repair
Cellular component (GO): heterochromatin; nucleus
Source: RefSeq, a predicted model, not a curated record
AGGAAGGCGGGGCUGGGGCUCGGACGGCGGGGCGGGAUCGGAGUCAGGCCCUCGGAGAGAGCUGGUUUUUCCCGUCCCUGCUGCCUGAGUCACGGGAGCUUGUGCGCCCCAGCCCCGCCCCCCCUCGCCCGGCCUGCGAUGAGGCAGCUGCGUGGAAGGGGCUGACGUGUGCAUCAGGUUCAUCGAGCCUCAACCCAGGUUCCACCAUGGCCUCCCAGACGCACCCCCUGCAUCCCCCACCUCCCUGCCCUACUUCCAAUGGGAGCACGGGGGCCAGAGGUGGGCAGCUGGCGGGCAGCCCCAAGACAGCUCCAGGUGACACUCGCCUGAAGCCGCCGGUCGGGCCCAAACCCCGCACACUGCCCAAACCGGCUGUACCAGCCAAGCCCUGCACCCCGCCGCCAUCCCCUGUGUCACGGCCCCCCCGCCUCGAGUUCCCCUCUGCUGAGAAGAUCAACCUGCUGGCGGGUCCCAAGCCGUAUGGUGGCAGCAGCACCGCCCUUAAACGCCUGUCCUUCGGCCUCAAGAGCCCCCCGGCGGAGACCUCCAAUGUGAAGGGGGCACCGCCACCCGCAGCCAGAGCCCUGUCCUGUACCACAGAAGAGAGAUCGCUGGCUCCUGUGACGCCCCCUGCUGGCGGGCCCCUCGGAGUUCUCAAGGGCGCUGCCCCGUUCAAAGUGAAGCCGGUGCCGGUGGUGGCCAAGCCGGAGCGCUUCCCCGGAACCACGGUGGAAGAGAUCUUGGCCAAGAUGGCACACCCCCGCAAAGAGGGGCCAGGCAGUCCCGACCUGGCCUGGGGCCGGCGCUCAACCUUCAGCCCUGACAGCAGCUCCCGCUUCGGGCCCAAAAGCUAUGCUGCCUUCCGGAGACAGCCUAGCGCUGAGGGAGGGGAAGGUGACGCUGUCGCCCCUGGCUUUGAGGCCUCCUGGGAAUCUGGGCUCCCGGGAGCUCAGGAGAGCAGAGUGUCCUGUGGGGACAAGCCGGUCGCUGGCAGGAUGAAGAGAGAAGGAAGCCCGAGUCCCAUUGGAGAACGCCUGCUAGAGUCCCCAGAUGGAGAAGCAGAGAGAGACCCUGGCACAGCCUCCAGGAAAAGUGGCUCCUCCCCGGCCGGCGCCAACUGCGACGGGGACCAGUCCGGACGCAGGAAGCCGCCAUCCCCCCCUGGUUUCUCCUUGGCCCGGACCUGCCCCAUCCCCAUGGCUUCUGCUGAGCUCCCCUUUGGGGCGGCCCCCAACACCUCUGCUGGUCUUGCCUGGGCCCCAGGGACCCCCAUCCUCCCUGCCGAGCAUCCUGCCUCAGCCCCGGGGUCCUCCGCUGUGCCUGCCGAGCUCCCCGCCCUUGGUUCUACCCCUGCCCACACUGAGCUCCUCUCCAAGGUCGGGCCCGGCUUCCCAGGCACCCCCGAGUCUCUGGCUAAAAUCCCCAUAGGGCUACUCCCGGCCCCCGAUGCCCCAGACAUUCCAGCUGAGCCCUGCCCCAGAAUCUCCCGCUCCUUGAGGUCUCUGGAGGUUCCUGGUGAGGGGUCCCCACCUCCGUCUGGCCUCUCUGCAGGCCUGGCACCAGGCACUCCGGAUGCCUCCACAGAGCUCCCUGAUAGCCCCCCUGAUGCCCCUGCCAGGCUCCCCCACAGCCCACCUGAAGGGCAGGCCCUGGCACCAGGUGCCCAUGAUGCCCCCACAGAGCUCACCCACAGCCCCCCUGCAGGGUGGGCCCUGGCACCAAGCCCCCCUGAUGCCCCUGCUGAGCUGCCCCCCAGAAUCACUCACUCUCCAGGGGCCCCUGAAGCUCCUGUUCCAUCCCCAGACACCCCCAAUCUGUGUCCUAAGCUCCCCACCAGAGUCUCUCGGUCUCCGGGGUCCCCUGAUGGACCCACUGAGUCCCUGGUGUCCCCAUAUAGCCCCCCAUCUCCUGAGCGGGGCUCCCCUUCACCCCUCAGCAAUGCGGAGCCAUAUGUGGGGCCUGCACCAGCGGACGAGAGCGCCCAGUGGCCACAGCUGGGGCUACGGCGCUCCUCAGACGGGGUGGUGCAGCUGCCAGACAAGGGGCUAGGAAUGGGAGUGCUGGGGGGCUCCCUGGCUGCCCUGCCUCGAGGAGGGCCCCCCCACUCCGGGCCACCCCUGGAGGGUGAGUCCAACUGGACCCUGUCGCAGUCGUUCGAAUGGGCGUUCCCAUCUCGGACUGCAGAGUGGGAGCCCCCCAGGUCCCCCAUCAGAGAGGCGGAUGACUCCGGCCUCUCUGAACAUGGGGACUCGGAUGGGGAGGGCGCGGCCCCCGCCCCCAAAGGGUCUGAGGAAAGGAGCAGCUCAGAGAGGCUGAGGGUGGGGCAACUCAGUGCUGCCCUGGAUUGGCAGGACGCUGAGGCUGCUGGGAGUUCUGCCCACCUAGAUGGUGCCACGGGGGCCCCAUGUAAUCAGGGAGCAACUGAGGUGGGGGGCCUGGAGGCCACGAGUCCUGGAGGCCCCGUGGCACAAACGGAGCCGCCCGUGGCUGAGCUGAAGGGCCCUGCAGUGGUGGAUGAGGCGGGCACUAACUGGGAGGAGCAGGGCAGGCCACUGCUGGAUGUCCCCCUGCGGCUGACCGAGCCGAAGCCAGGCCAGGAGAGAACCGCCCCCAUUCUGUUGUCUGAUGCUCCCCGGCCAGCUGGUGCCGACCAAUGCCAGGAGGACAACUUGGUGCUGGGCCUGGCGCCGGCGGGGAGCUGCCAGGAGGGCCCGAGGCCGGGCGAGGCGGGUCCUGAGCCGCAUCCCAAUGCGCGCUGGCUGGAUGAGCUGCUGGCAUCGCCCCCACCCAGUGCUGAUGAGACCAAGAGAAAGGGCACACCUGAGCCCAGGGACCCUGCAGGGCCAGAGGAUCUCCUCGGCUGGUCGCGGAAGGAUCUGUGCAGCGAGUUCGGAAUCAGAGGGGCCCACCGGGCUGGUGAGUUUGGCUGGGCCACCGAGCCCAGCACUGGGAAGACAGACUGGCCCAGCAGUUACAGAGCCAGUGAGACGGAGCAGGAUCGGGAGUUUGGCACUGGCACACAGGACUGGAGCGGCUCAUACAAAGAGACGGAGCUGCUGGGUGAUUCCAGUGUGGGGCACGGAAACUGGCCCGAUGCCUACGGCAUUGGGGACGGCUGCCGGAAGGAAGGAGAGUUCAACUCCGGCAACCCAGACUGGAGCAGCCAAUACAACACUGGUGGUGCUGACAGCCCGGAUGGGGAGUUCGGUACCAGGAAACUGGACUGGACCAGCACCUACGACAUUGGGGACAGCACCCAGCAGGACAAGAGGUUCAGUACCGGCAAGCCAGACUGGACUCCUGAGUACAGUGUCGGUGAUACAGCCCAGCAGGAUAGAGAGUUCGGUACCAGCAAGCCAGACUGGACCCACGAGCCCAGGGUCAGUGAUACAGCCUGGCAGGAUAGAGGGUUUGGCACCAGCGAGCCAGACUGGAGCUAUGAUCAUGGUGGUGGUGAUACAGACCAGCCGGAUAGAGAGUUUGGUACCAGCAAGCCAGACUGGAUCAACAUGUACGGUGCUGAUACUGACCAACAAGGUAGAGAAUUGGGUACCAGCAAGCCAGACUGGACCCACGAGCACGGUGUUGGAGAUACGGACCAACAGGAGAGAGAGUUGGGUACCAGCAAGCUAGACUGGACCCGUGAGUACGGGAUCAGUGAUACUGACCAUCAGGGGAAAGAGUUUGGUGCUGGGAAGCCAGCCUGGACCCAGGAGUGCAGUGUCAAGGCCAAUGGGCAGGGUAGAGAGUGGACCUGCGAAUAUGGUGUUGGCAAUACCACCCAGCAGGACAAGCCAGAUUGGACCCGCGAGUUCGGUGUUGGUGAUGGUGCCCGGCAGGACAGAGCUUUCAGCCCUGACAAGCCAGCUUGGUUUGGUGAAUAUGGCAUUCACCAUACAGACCGGGAGAGUGCCUUUGGCUCUGGUGUUGGAGACUCCGACAGCACGGCCCAAGAGCCUGGUGCCAGGAAGCCUGGGUGGAGUGGCACCGACUGGCAGGAGAGCAAGUUCCCCUUCGCUAGGAGGGAUUGUGCCAGUGAUUUCAGGAUCAGAGGAGCUGAGCACGAAAGCCAGUUUGGCGUCAUUGGGACUGAGCGGGCGGGUGGCUUUGGCUUGAGCGCUUUGGAACCAUCUGGUGCCGUCGGGACCCUGGGCCCAGCAGAGCAUGGAGAGAGCCGGACUGACUGGGCGGGCUAUACCAGGACUGUGGACCUGGAUGAGCCAAGAGAGGCUGGUGUGGGGCAGUCCGACUGGACCCAAGAUCUAGGCCUCAGUGGCACAGAUCCCUCUGUCGGCCUGGGAGCAAUCAGUCCUGAGGAGCCCAGCGGGGGAUGGAUGGAUUGGACAAACGAACUGAGCAUGAGCAGCAUGGAUCCCUCCAGCAGUCUGGGGGCGGGGGGCGCCGAUACACCCAGAGAGCCUGGCGUGGGGCAGCCAGAUGGGGCCAGCGACCUUGGCCCGGGAGGCCCGGCCACAGCCAGUGGCUUCGAGAGCGUGGGACCGGCAGAGACCAGAGCGAGACAGACUGACUGGAGCCGUGAGCUUGGCUCUGGGGAUGAGGGCUCCGCUGAGACCAGGGAGGCUGGAGCAGGGCAGAUGGACUGGGCCAGCGAGGUCGGGAUCGUACAUGGGAAACAAACCUAUGCCGCAGCCAUGGCUGGCUUGGAGCCACAUGGAGACAGCAGUGGCCCUGGCAGCCCCCGGCUCUCCGGCCCGAGCCCCCUGCUGGAAGAGAUGUUGGCCAAGGCGGCAGCCCAGCACAAGAGCCCCGGAGAGGAGAGGGGGCCACCCCCUGGACCCAACGGCCACCCCCGCCCCUUGCCACUGGAGGAGGAUGGCGGGCCCAGGCCCGAGGGGGAUGGCGCGCCCAGCCCCUCAGAUGCCACGGAUGGGGGCUGGCUGCCGAUAGAAGUGAGGAGGCUGAGCCAGCCAGGGCGCCGCGGGAGCCAGCCCUCCCCACCAGACGAGGACUUCACCUUCCUGGAGGACAUGGAAGUUCUUGACAGUGCCAUCUACCGGAGCAGAGCCAACCUGGGCCGCAAGCGAGGUCACCGGGCGCCGGCCACACGCCCCGCAGGCAGCCUGGGGCUGUCUGAGGUGGAGGCGGCCGACUGGAUGUUCCGGGACUCCACAGAGCCCAGAGCGGUGCGCUGGGCAUCUUCAGACGAGGAGGUGGCGGAGGAGCCCCAGAGCAGGCGGGCACGGCCCUCGCCAGCGGCCAAGGGGGUGAAGGUGCCACUCUUCCCGGGCCUGAACCCCUCAGCUCUCAAGGCCAAGCUGCGGGGCCGGAACCGCUCUGCGGAAGAGGGGGCCCAGCUGGGGGAGGCCAAGCCAGCCACGCCCAAGGAGUCCCACGUCCAGCGCUCCAAGUCCUGCAAGAUCCCCGGCUUGGGGGGGAAACCCCUGGCGCUGCCCCCCAAGCCAGAGAAAUCCUCAGGGUCAGAUGCCACCUCGCCCCACUGGCUGCAAGUGCUGAAGCUGAAAAAGAAGAAAUCCUGAUGGCCCCAUUCAGGCAUUUCUCUCCUGCUGCUGGGGCUGGGACAGCUGACUCUCCAAAGAGGCUCGUCGGGAUGGAAGGGACGGCGCAGUGAUUGGAGACCCCCUCCCGCCUGCCUGCCCACCCCCUGUGCACAGCUGGGACCCCCGGCAGGGCAGUUUGGGGGUGGGAGUGGGGGCAGGGAAGGCACAUCUAUGCACUUUGUAUCACGCUCGCUCCCUGAGCUGCCGGGUCCCUCUGUCCCCGCCCCCGCGAGCUGGCUGCUUCCUUCGCUCUGUCCUUUAUACCAUGUACCUGGUCUAAAUCCUCUAUUAUUUUGUAAUCGGUGACAGGGCCUGGCCCUGACCCUUCCCCCUUCCCCGCUGAGCCGGGGGCGGGGGGAGCCCCGGGGCCAGGGCGUUCGCUCGCUCUCUGCUGCUAUCCUACACUUUCCUGGCCAAGAGCAAUGGAUUAUUUUUUCUAUGCCACUUGAUGAGACAAUAAACGAUUUCUGGUAA